Paramacrobiotus metropolitanus is the source of this 2392-nucleotide messenger RNA. Its product is annotated as arginine/serine-rich coiled-coil protein 2-like. The transcript has 6 exons. Lineage: Eukaryota; Metazoa; Tardigrada; Eutardigrada; Parachela; Macrobiotidae. The record is from RefSeq and is a predicted model, not a curated record. The coding region runs from base 1078 to 2037 and encodes 319 amino acids.
AUACUGAAAGCAUGAGAUUGUUCAUGACCAACUCAAAAAGUCUUAAAACCACGCGGACUAACGAUAAUUAUCUGCUACAGUAAAAAUUACAGAACAGGACGGAUAAAAGUCAUAAAACAGACAAACAUACCGAUAUCUAUGCAAUUUUAUUUCCGGUGGUGGGAUGAACGCUAACGGAAUGCAGACGAAUGUAUCGCAGAUUUGGAUUAUCGUUAUCAUCCACAAUUCUACAUAAAGAUUCCGUUCGACCCGGCUGAAUCCCACUGGGAGGCACACAUUCCAUCAUCGUUAGCCGCGGUCUGUGUCCGCAAAUCGAAGCGCCGGCGACGAAGUUAUCAGGAUUAUGGCAGGGCAGAUCAUCCAUUACAUUCUUCAGUUCCUUCUGUAUUUCAUCUUCGACACUUCUGCUUCCAUUAGCUUUCGAAAACGCUUCCAUUAUGAACUAGCAGGAGAUAGGAUUAACUUUCAAUAUCUGUCCACAGCAGCUGCUUACAGUUAGUGCUAACCGUAAGGAUCACACUUUAUAGUUGUGUUUAAUUUGCGAAAACAUUGGUUUAUUUACUUUCUUAAAUUCACAAUCUGUCGCUAGUCGCUAACAUAUUCUGUGUGCCAAGAUCAGUUGCAUCAGCAUGGCAUAAAUGAUAAAACCCGCUCCUCCAACCCUGUGCUACUCGUACUUCCGCUUACGAUUUUCAAAUCUUUAAAAAAUUCAUUUAUAGGGUCGUGUCUAUAAUAAUACCUGGUAAUUACUAAUUGGUACUUGGUAGUAAAUAUGCAAUCCUUUUUGUGAGUGAUGGUUAAAAGAAGUUUUGAGAAGAAAUUCUAUUCAAAAAUAUUGAUUUCUACUGCACUCUCCUGAUUUUGCGCAGGUGAUCCUGCACAGUAUCAUCAUUACUUGUGGGUUUUAGAUUUUCUUGUUCUCAUUAUUCUGUCCCUAUCGGGCUAUGGUUUAUGGGUUUAAACACCAAAGCCAGCGUAAAAUUAAAUGCAUUAAAAGUGGAUUGAUUGUAACCAUAAACUCAGUUUCUAAUGACUGCGUAAUCAUUUUGGCGCAAACAAGCCUUUUUUGCGUAUUACAUGAUGGCUGGGCGUUUGGCAUUAGUCGAUUAUGACAAUGAAGAGGACAGUUCAUCGGAAGUGGCGCAGGUCUCCGCAUUGAAGGCCUCCAAAAGACAGUCUGAAGACUGGGCCAAAGCAUCUCGCAUCACAACUAGCAAGGUAACAACCACUUCGCCACCACUGAAUAACCCUCGCGACAGGAGAUCUCCCGAUAGACGAAGCGAAACAAACCGUGCGUUUGACUGUGGCCCCUCUGACGGCGAUGAGCGUAGAAGAGAAAGGAAUUUGAAAACCCAUGACCAGGAGCGCGACCGUCGUUCACCGAGGCACUGCGACAGGAGUUCGGGAAGACGGGAAAGUGGCGGCUCUAGCUACGAUCGUCACGCCUAUAAAUCCAGGCACGACCAGAAAAGGUCGCGCAGCAGAUCUCCAGAGCGUAGCCAGUAUAGUGACAGAUACCGCGAUUACUCCAAAAAUCGUGACAACAGGCACAAUGGCUACAGGGAAAAAGAACGAAAUUCUCGCGGAUUUGAAGAAAAAAUGAAGCACAUGUAUCCCACAAAACAGCUAUCCCACGAGGAGCUAUCUAAACUGCCUGCCUAUAUUAAUCCAAAGAAUGUUAAUAUAUCCAAAGUUAUUGAGCAGCAAGAGAAACGUAAAUUGCUGUGGCAGGGCAGCAAGGCUAAAAAGGAAGAACCUGGUGUGGAUGGAAAAGCUGUAAUGUGGCAACAUGCAACAUUUUCUGGUGACAGCGAUGGUGCUGUUGCCACUAAAUUCCGAAAACUCAUGGGUUUGAAGACAGAAACUGGAGGAACUAGCGAAAGAUCCGGCGGUAACGCAGUUGCAGAUUCUGCUCCAUUACCAGAUGCAAUUCGAAACCAGGAAGAACUAAUGUUAAAUUUGGAUCGACAGUACGAAGUGGCCCGCCUAUCUGCUCAUACCCAACGCGGUAUUGGAUUGGGCUUCAAUUCACGAUGACUGUGUUUUGUAGAUUGAAGUUUACGGCGCUUCUUCAUAAUCUUCAGUUUGUCUCUAAUGCGGUGUUUGUUGUAAAAUACUGGCUGCGACUGCUUGUUUUGACCAUCUAGUAUUCUAAAAAUUGUUCAAAAAAUGGUUCUGAAAUGGCUCUAAAAAUGGUUUUGACCAUGUAGUAUUCUAAAAAUGCGGCUGUUUGUUUUGACCAUUUGGUGUUCUAAAAAUGGUUUCUAUUUUCUUUCCGGAUGGGCUUGUAGUAUCUUUUAAUUGCGUGGGCGCUGCGCGGCAUUUAAUACGGGUGCUACCCGAGUAGUAGGUCGACAAAACAUGCAUGUAUUAUUAUAGUUGAAACCUUUAU